Molecule: messenger RNA, 1584 nt
Organism: Ochotona curzoniae (black-lipped pika)
Lineage: Eukaryota; Metazoa; Chordata; Mammalia; Lagomorpha; Ochotonidae
Gene: GNB1L
Product: G protein subunit beta 1 like
Exons: 8
Coding region: 279-1301 (340 amino acids)
Molecular function (GO): protein binding
Source: RefSeq, a predicted model, not a curated record
CCCUCGGAGGAAGGCCCGUCUCUGGCCGCUGCCGACCCCUGGGACCUUCUCGGCCGGCGCCUCGCGUGUUUGUAGAUAUUGAAUCAGCUCUGCAACGUCCACGUUUCCUUACAAAGUGAUUGCUGUUCUCCGCCGAGGACGUGUUUUCCUUCUGUGCAUUCCCAGUGUGUUUACCUUUGCCCCGUGGGGUGGACUCUGGAGAGCUGCAUGGAAAUCUUUAUCUGAUCCCUCUACAUCUGAGACGUCUCAAGUCCACGGGUGUCUGCACGCCGCCCAGCAUGGUGGACGCCAGCCACCUACCACCUCCGCCACCACCGCCAGAUCCCCAGUUUGUCCUUCGAGGCACCCAGUCAGCGGUGCAUGCCCUGCAUUUCCACAGAGGAGAUGAGGCUCAGGGCCACCCGUUCCUCUUCUCAGGGUGUCAGAGCGGCCUGGUGCACAUCUGGAGUCUGCAGACACGGAGACCUGUGGCCAUCCUGGAUGGUCAUGGGGGCCAGUGUGUGACCUGGCUGCACAUGUUGCCCCAGGGUCAGCAGCUGCUCAGCCAGGGCCGGGACCUGCGCCUGUGCCUGUGGGACCUGGAGGAGGGUAGGAACGCCAUCGUGGACUCUGUGCCCUUGGAGAAUGUGGGCUUCUGCCGGAGCUCCGUCCUGGCUGAGGCUCAGAAGCCGCGCUGGAUGCUCGCCAUGCCAGGGAAGGGCAGUGACGAGGUCCAGAUUCUGGAGAUGCCAUCCAAGACGUCGGUGUGUACCCUGAAGCCGGAGGCGGGUGCCAAGCCAGGCAUGCCCAUGUGCCUGGGGCUGUGGCAGGCUGACUCCGGCACCCGCCCCCUCCUCCUGGCUGGCUACGAGGACGGAUCGGUGGCCCUGUGGGACGUGUCGGAGCGGAAGGCCUAUAGCCGCAUCGCCUGCCAUGAGGAGCCCGUCAUGGGCCUUGACUUCGACCCCCAGAGGACCAGGGGCGUCUCAGGCUCGGCGGGCAAAGCGCUGGCUGUCUGGAGCCUGGACGGGCGGCGGGCCCUGCAGGUGUGCCAUACCCAGCAGCUUACGAACCCGGGGAUUGCAGAUCUGACCCUGCGGCCGGACGGCAAGAUCCUGGCCACAGCGGGCUGGGACCACCGAGUCCGCGUGUUCCACUGGCGGAAGAUGAAGCCGCUGGCCGUGCUGACCUUCCACAGCGCUACCGUCCACUGUGUAGCCUUUGCUGUCAAUGGCCUGCUGGCCGCAGGCUCCAAGGACCAACGCAUCAGCAUCUGGUCCCUCUACCCACCCAAACCAUGUGACUCUCACCCGAGCACGUGACUCCCUUACCAACUCACAUGAUGAACUGACCCGCACACAUGGCAACUGUACCAGGGCACAUGACCCACCAUCCCCUCCCUGUGCACUGGGUGGCUGUCAGGGACCAGACACGUGAUGCUGGGCCUCUGCGGGACAGAAGCCAGACCCAAAGCCAAGGAGCCUCUCUGUCUUCGCGCAACUCGCUUUCUUGUAGUGAAACCUCCGUGAGACAGCGGCUCUGGCGUCCAGCCAGGCCCCCAGUGCCCACAGCUUGCUAAAGGGUCCGGUGUGGGGGCCUCAUCAU